UUACCUAGUAACCGGUGUAGAGAACAUAUGUAGAGUUUAUUUUCAAACCCGUCUUCUUUGAAGAAGUUUCUUUUCUCCUUAUUUUAUAUCAAAACGAUGGAGGGUUUACCGUUUAUACCUGGCAACUCUUUCAGGGACCCAACAAAAACUAAUUUCCAUCGCAGUCAUACCUUGAAUUACCAUAACGGUUAUCGCGUAGAGAAAUUAGUUCAAAGAGGAAUUGGUGGAGAAAUUCUCGAUAAGAACCAGUUGAAUGAACAAGAACUUCAGGAAUUGGCCAAUUUCCACACCCUACAGACCUAUGGUGAACCAAAACCAGCAGCUCCUGAUCCUUUUAUUCCUGCACAUGUCACCUUAAAUAACAAAGUUCUUAGAUUUUAUUGCUUUUUUAAAGAAACUGUGAAUGAAUCCCCACAGGAAUUCUAUCGUGUACGACCUUGCAAGAUCUACUACUUCAUUGUUGACGAUACUAUAAGUGUGAAUGAACCACCUGUUGAUAACAGUGGAAUAGCACAAGGUCCAUUUUUGAAACGACAACAAAUUCCUAAGAAUGAUCAAAAGGACAUUUGGCACUGGACAGAUCUGAACAUUGGUGUUGAUGUGACAUUUUUUGGUCGUACAUUCCAUAUUUAUGACUGUGAUGUCUUCACAAGGAACUUCUUGGAGAGUGAAGGAAUUGAAGUUAAUGCAAAGGAAGAAGUGCCCAUUGAUCCAUACAUUGACAAUCGUAGGAAAGCAAACCUGCAAAAGACAUACACUGCACCAUCAGAAUUUGAUAAGCUCAAACAAUUCUUAGAAAUGGACCGCAAAGUAUUGCGUUUCUAUUGUAUCUGGGAUGAUAGUAAAAAUAUGUUUGGAGAGAUAAAAGAAUACAUCAUACAUUAUUACCUGUCUGAUGACACACUGGAAGUUCGAGAAAUCCACAAUGAGAAUGAUGGCAGAGACCCUUUCCCUGUCCUUAUAAAACGUGACAAAGUACCCAAAAACCGCAACAAUGUUCCCUCCACAUACCCAGCCAUCUCAUUGGAACUCACUACCCAUGAAGUCAGGGAAUACGUCACUCCACCAGACUUUGUCAUAGGUAAAACCGUCAAUAUAUAUGGCCGUGUCUUUCUUGUCUAUGACUGUGAUAACUUCACCAAGGCUUAUUACAACAGACACUUUGGUAUCACAGAUUUCACUCCCCUUGAUGUGAAACACUUGCUUCCAAAGCGAGCUGGCCCUGAACCUACAACUGUAACCAAGACUGUACCUGAAGAUUAUAAGAAAACUGAUAAAACAUUUCAAUCUCAAACAGCAGCAGCAGCUGAUGAACCAAGAAUGGAAGACACAACUGCCCCAACCAAAAGAGUCGCUGUGACAUACACUACUCCAGCUCCUCCACAAUUCGCUCAACCAGAUAAUUCGCAUAUGAGUGAAAAUGACAAUGUAACUUUGCGGUUUGAAGCAAUCAUGGAUAGUGUCAUGGAUGAGAAUAAAGGUCGCCGCUUUAUAAUCACUUAUCACCCAGCAGAUCAGAGGAUUAUGGUUCAUGAGCCACCUUCUAGAAAUUCUGGCAUUGUAACUGGAAAGUUCCUUAAUUUAAUGAAAGUUCCCAAACCUAACCACGACCCUGAAAACCCCAUCUACUAUGGUAUACAUGACUUCUAUAUUGGAGCAAAAAUUGACCUUUUUGAACACAGAUUCAUCAUUACCAAUGCAGAUCUAUUUGUCUUGAAAUAUAUGGAGGCACAUAAAGACCAAUUUUCCAGCUCUACUAUCCAGUCUAUGAAGGACAAUAUCAAAGUAUCUAAUAAGAAUUUUGAUGACAAGGUUCCAUUCAAACGAUCACCUGGAGACUUAUGUGCCCUUGUGGCAAAAACUAUCACGCACAUGAAAAGUAUUGGUUUGACUGACAGAGCAGAGAUCUUUGAACUCUUCCUGAAAUAUGACAAAGAUCGUGAAGGUUAUCUGCGAGCUGAACAUAUACAGAACAUCUGUAAGAAACUGCAUAUUCCUUCUGAUAAGGAUGUUGUCAAUGAGAUUGUGAAAAUGUGUACAGAUGACCCAGAAGGGAAGAUAACAUUGGAGCAAUUUCGAAAUUUUGUGGAAAGCUACUGAAUGGCCAGGCAUUCUUUUUUUCUUUUUUUAACUUUUUUUUUUUUUUGCAUUUUGUUUUUUUGUUAUACUCCACAAAACUGAAUGAGAUAUUUAAAUGAAAAAGUAAGAUAUAUUAUUCCUGUAUAUCCAGCUCUAAUAAUAUCUUAUAUUAGUUGUAUUUCAAAGUUAACAUGGCAGUCAUAUUGGAAAUAAAGCAGUUUCUCAACUUUUUAA
Molecule: messenger RNA, 2313 nt
Organism: Octopus bimaculoides (California two-spot octopus)
Lineage: Eukaryota; Metazoa; Mollusca; Cephalopoda; Octopoda; Octopodidae
Product: EF-hand domain-containing protein 1
Biological process (GO): cilium-dependent cell motility; mitotic spindle organization; mitotic cytokinesis
Cellular component (GO): mitotic spindle; axoneme
Molecular function (GO): alpha-tubulin binding; calcium ion binding
Source: RefSeq, a predicted model, not a curated record